UCCCUUCCUCGCUCAUAAAUAUCGAAUUUCAAAAGCAUAAAAGAAGAAACUACAUUCACAAUUGAUUCAUAAUAAAACUAAUCUAAUAAGAACCAAACUUAAAAUAAAGUUGUCUAUGAAAUAACUGAUAUAAGUGAGCUCCGGGCCGAAAACUCAAAUGAACUUGAAAAAAAUUUAAAUAAAUCAUUCGAAGAAGACAUAAAAAUAAUCCCGCAUAAAGGUAUAGAAAUAGAUGAUUAAGAAUUUCCUCCUUUAAAUGUCUAAAACGAAUUAAUUUAAAAAAAAGUGGCUCGAAUUGCAAUGUCUUCCAAAACUUAAAAAAAGCCUGACUCUUAAAAAAAUAAGCGAUAGCUUCUUCUUGAAAAAGAAGAAGAAAAAUAAAAAUAAAAACUCAUGAGAAAAUCCGCUGGAGAAGUCUGGGUCGAUUCUUCAAUGAAUUAAUGGCCAGAUUCUGACUAUAGAAUUUUUUGUGGAAAUCUAGGAAAUGAAGUAACAGAUGAUGUAUUAGCAAAUUCUUUUAAAAAAUAUCCUUCUUUUUGUAAAGCAAGAGUUGUUAGAGAUAAAAGAAGUCAAAAAACAUAAGGAUAUGGAUUUGUGAGUUUCCUUGAUCCUUAAGAUUUCCUUAAGGCUUUGAAAGAAAUGUAGGGAAAAUAUAUUGGAAAUAGACCAGUUAAACUUUAAAAGAGUGAGUGGGAAAAAAGGUCGUUUUCUAGCAAAAAAGAUGAUGAUUUAGGAAAUAAGUUCCUUAAAAAAGGCUUAAAGAAAACUAAAAUUAGUAAUAAGUUUUGAUUUUUUUUGUUUUUUAAAAAAAAAAAAUCAUACAAUAAGAUUUGUACAUAAUACUUUUUUAAAUAAAAUAAAGGAUUUUUUUAUUAUUUUUUUCAUAUUAUUUUG
Messenger RNA from Ichthyophthirius multifiliis, 894 nucleotides. RefSeq names its product polyadenylate-binding protein, putative. The annotation marks the transcript as partial. Gene Ontology annotation, molecular function: mRNA binding. The transcript has a single exon. The record is from RefSeq and is a predicted model, not a curated record. Lineage: Eukaryota; Ciliophora; Oligohymenophorea; Hymenostomatida.